AUGGAGCUCAGCGAGGCGCGGCUGCUGGACGCGCUGGCCGGCCUGCAAGCCGCCCUCGGCUGCCUAACUUUACUGCUGCUGCGGCGCAUCGGCUCUUCCUACGGCCGCCACUCGUCGCCGCGCCUCGGCUGGCAGAUGCCCGCGCGGCUGGCGUGGGUGCUGCAGGAGCUGCCCUCCCUGGCCUUGCCGCUGCUGGAGUGCGCCCGUGCCGCCCCCAGCCACCUGCGCCGCCGGCCCAACGCCUUGCUGCUGGCCAUGUUCCUCGUCCACUACGCGCACCGGACCUUGAUUUUCCCGUUUCUGAUUCGAGGAGGAAAACCAACGCCGUUGUUGAUAUGGGUGAUGGCAUUCAUGUUCUGCACCUUUAACGGCUACCUGCAAGGCAGGUACCUGAGCCAGUACGCGGAGUACUCUGAAGACUGGGUCACCGACCCCCGCUUUCUGACCGGUUUUGCCCUGUGGUUAGUGGGCAUGUUGAUAAACAUCCACUCAGACCACAUCCUAAGGACUCUCAGGAAACCAGGGGAGACCGGAUACAAAAUACCAAGGGGGGGCUUGUUUGAGUACGUGACCGCGGCCAACUUCUUCGGGGAGAUCGUCGAGUGGUGCGGCUACGCGCUGGCCAGCUGGUCUGCCCAGGCCGGGACCUUCGCGUUCUUCACGCUUUGUGUGCUGGCCACCAGAGCGGAAGAGCAUCACCGGUGGUAUCUUGAGAAGUUUGAAGAUUAUCCAAAGUCCAGAAAAAUGUUAUUCCCGUUUUUGUUUUAA
Molecule: messenger RNA, 768 nt
Organism: Trichechus manatus latirostris (Florida manatee)
Lineage: Eukaryota; Metazoa; Chordata; Mammalia; Sirenia; Trichechidae
Gene: SRD5A1
Product: steroid 5 alpha-reductase 1
Exons: 5
Coding region: 1-768 (255 amino acids)
Biological process (GO): steroid metabolic process
Cellular component (GO): membrane
Molecular function (GO): 3-oxo-5-alpha-steroid 4-dehydrogenase activity
Source: RefSeq, a predicted model, not a curated record